AUGCCGUUUUUAGGCAAGUACCGCUACCCUAAAGCAGGACUUAGAAAUGGCCAAUCGUUCUUCUGCCUCUCUCUCAGCUCAAAAUUUCUGGAAGAUGUUGCCCAAUAUAUGCUAUGUGCUCAAGUUAAUGUAUACAAGAAAAAUUUGCCAGAAUAUUUUAAGAAUAUAGCCCCAUCCCUUGCUCGCGUUGUUGAUCGCAAACAUCGCCUUUCUCCGGUCACUAAUACGACAAUUGGUGGAAUGCAAACUUCAGGCGGUAAAAAGCUGAAGGCAUUCUCAAAAUCUAAAACGUUUGGUAAAGAUUUAUGGUAUGAUCUUAUUGCCAUGAACCUUAAAGUGCCAAUGUCAGUGGAAACGUGGAGAAACGGACAUGCGGAAGAUAUCGGAUCGAGUUGUGACAAGGCAGUGCCGUUUAGGAACAACUAUGCUGGUGAUCGGCAUCCACAGUUAGCCGUAAGAAAUGCAGUAAUCGCGGCGAGAUCCAUUGUUCUUUCGCGCCUGGCUGAACAAGCAUAG
Messenger RNA from Strongylus vulgaris, 516 nucleotides. The record is from the annotation of a GenBank genome assembly. NCBI's taxonomy places the organism in Eukaryota, Metazoa, Nematoda, Chromadorea, Rhabditida, Strongylidae.